AUGGAUGCGUCGCAGAACGAUUGCACGAACGAUUGCAGAUUGUGCAAAAUUAUCCGAAAGUGGGAUGAACGGCUGGAAGCGUCGAGAAACAAUAAUGAGGCUGCGAGAGAGCGCUAUCGACGGGAACGAGAGAGGAAGCGCAUCAUUGAGGACGUGCAAAAACCAUUCUUACUCGCAGAGGCUAAGCAAAGGGCCGCUAUCAAGCUGCAAAAGGAAAAGAAGCUGGAAGAUGCCCGGGCUGCGGCCCAUGAACGGGCGGUGCUCAAGGAGCGACUUUCCAGUAUAGACACUGUGAGACAAAGCAAUAUAAAAGCGAAGGAUGAGGAUCGCGAGCGGCGGAUGAAAGAACAGGCCCUGAUGGGAGGGUCGGAAAGUCUGAGCUUGGACGAUCCAUUUUUUACGGCAGAAUCGAGGGAGGUUGAGACUCACGGAAAUGGCGCGACACAGGGCUAUGGUUUGGUCCGAAUGGAGGAGGUCCUUGCGAAGGACCACGAGAACCCAAGAGACAGGAAGUUUGCAAAUGAUGCGGAACACAAGAACUCUCAUAAGGAGCGAGAAAUAACAGAAGAUAGACGGGAGCAAGAAACUCUACAGAAGGGUUUGAAAUACAGAGAGAUGGAGGAAGUUAGACGACUUGAAGAGUGGAAAGCCUCUGAACAGCAGCGCAAGGAAAAGAACGCCCUUAUACGAUCCGAACUGGAGAGAUGCCGCGACGAAACCGUUCGGGCCACACAGGCUAAGAAAAUCUCCGAUUAUGAGAUAACGAACCGCUUAGAAAAGGCCCGUGAGCAGAAGGAGAAAGAGCGAGAAACUACUCGCAACUCACAGUUACAUACACGACUUCGAAGUGUUUCAAAUGCUAUGGCCAUCCCACACUUGAUUGCUUGA
Molecule: messenger RNA, 888 nt
Organism: Perkinsus marinus ATCC 50983
Lineage: Eukaryota; Perkinsozoa; Perkinsida; Perkinsidae
Product: Regulator of nonsense transcripts 3B, putative
Exons: 7
Coding region: 1-888 (295 amino acids)
Source: RefSeq, a predicted model, not a curated record